AUGCAAAAGCUCCAGGCUGAUUUCGCAAAGAUCUGUGAAGACCCAACCGACGGAUUAUCAGUCCAUUUAAUCGACAAUGAUUUCUAUCACUGAGGUGGGAUACUAAUAGGACCUCCAGAAACUCCUUUUGAAGGUGGAAGAUUCCAAUUCGAGAUUCUUUUCCCUCGAGACUUCCCUCAAAGUCCUCCAGAAUUUUACUUCAAAACGAUUAUUUUCCACCCAAACGUGGACUCGAAUGGCAAAGCUUGUACGAUGCUAUUAAAUUACAAGUGGCAAAGUGCAACAACAGUAGAGUCGAUCAUUGACAGUAUUUGUGUACUCAUGAGUGAACCUAGCACUGAGGAUGGAUACCUUAAUGAUGCCACGACAAUCAGAAAUGCUGAUAAAGAAGCAUAUGAAAAUGUAGCUAGGAUGUGGACGCAGACUUAUGCAGUUUAA
This is a messenger RNA of Blepharisma stoltei, 438 nucleotides long. NCBI's taxonomy places the organism in Eukaryota, Ciliophora, Heterotrichea, Heterotrichida, Blepharismidae. The record is from the annotation of a GenBank genome assembly.